CCAAGAAUAUCCGAUAUCCCUGUCUUCUGGCCUCAUCAUGGCCCCCGAGAACAGCGACAAGCACAUGAACGAUCAACAACUGGGUCAGCACAUUCAUUUUUCUCCUCCCAAACCACCACACUCUCCAAAGAAACCCUCACCACUUAGACAAUGCCAACGACUCUCCUCUGUACCCGACUAUGAGAAGAUCAACAACUUGAGCUUACACGACGAUGAUUCAGCAACUUAUUUACAAGAUCUCCGAAACAACCGCGUCGCGCGACUAAACGGUUCAAGACCGCCUCCGCCAUCAAGAAUUGCCAGCAAGCGUCAACAACAAAGACCAACAUCAAGCGACGGCUCCGUUCCGACCACCGCAACUAACGAUGCAGCUCCAAUCACCACCCAUACCCGUCACAAGAGCCUCGAAUCGAACAUCCGCAGCGAUUUCACCGGCCGUCCUCUAGUCGCAAAACCUGGGCCUACAAAUGUGGCCAAGCCAUCACCCCUGGUAGUACAGCCAAUAGAAGAAGCAAUGGAAGAGUUGAAUUUGGAUGAGGAACAACGCAUACACGAAGCGGCUCAGGAUGAGGCUGCCGAACUAGUCUGGAAACAUCGUACUGGCUAUGACCCGGAGAAGGAACGCGCCUCUGCCUACACAAACCCUGAUGUAGAUCCCAAAGCUGCACGAAAGGACUAUCGUUCACACCUCCGGAAUACGAGCAAGGACAGAAAUGAGAUUCGUCCUCUAUCCAUCAGUCGACCAGUGAUAAGUGAUUCACCAAUCUCCUCUCCCGAGAGACCCAGCACCAAGGCGCUGCCAGAUGAUCCCUUUGUCGAAGCUACACCUGUUUCUACACCACGAAGCACGCGCUCAAAAGGCAAAAGCUACGAAGGACUUGCGAACGCUGUGGCCAACGACGUCGCAGCUUCGAAGCGCCGAGUCAGCAGUGGGUCAAAACGACGACCCAGUGCAGAUGUCAAGGCUGGUUUCAUGGAUCCGAACGACAAGAUCUACGAAGAACCCGACGAACAGCUGAAAGAAGCAAGAGCUGCAGAAGCAGUCAAAGCGGCAGAGAAAGUCGAAGUCAAGGAAGAAGUCCCACGCCAUGUUCGCAGAAACCCCUUUGCCAGGGUGAGAAUGGCACAGGAGAAGUUUGAGAAGAAAGAAUCUCCGUCCGGCUACUCUGUCAAGAAAAAUGAUGGGAAAGAAUCCAUCUCUGGAUACACGGCGAAGAGACACGAGAAAAUCGAGAUUCAGAGAAAUCCACCUUCCCAGUCUCGGAACGCCUUUUACACUGUCAACAAUUCCGUCCCAGCUUCACCUAACCUUCCACCUCAAGACUCACCAGAGAAGACCCCGGAGGAAAGUCCGAAAGUCAAGGAUGGCAAGGAAAUACGCGGCGAUGACAUACGUUCCGCGACAGCCAUGAAGCGCAAGGACAGAAGUCCAAAUUUGCCUCAGCCAACCGCGGUGAGCGACAGCCCUGGCAGACCAAUUGUCAGCUUCCAAUCAGGCUGGAAGCCCAAAGAGAUCCAACUGGUCGAAGAGAAAUCGAUACCUUUGCCAGAAUGCUUGGCCGUAGGAAAGAAUGCCCCUUCUGAGUCCGCCUUAAGUGGGAAGCAGAGACGAUACUCAUUGCCUCGUUCCCAGCAGGGUCCACCUUCCAUUCCUGCAAUUGUGUCGCCGGAUGAUUCGCCAACGAAGAUGGCCAAGCAAUCUGGCAGCACGCCUAUAAUCGCUAGGAUGAGUGCGGACAUCCCAAUGAUAGUAGUUCCGGACGAUGGUUUCUCAAGCCCAUCCAAGACACUUUCUGAAGAGCCUGAUGUUCCUGCACUAUGCUUGUCGCCGACAAAGUCAAAACCUCCGGUCUUCGUUAUUGACGAAUCGAGCAAGGACAAGGACCAGCACCAGCGACCACCGCCUCUCCAGCACCGUCCGCAGUCUUCACCACCAAAGUCGUCCUCGCCUUUUGCCAAACGCCCCCUGCCUACACCUGUGCCUUCAUCAGCUCGCCCACUCCCCGUUCCUUCCAAGACCUCGCCAUAUCCAGUCGUGGCAAAACCGCACAUGACUCCUUCCGUAAGACGAAACACGGCCUUGUGUGCCCAUUGUGCAUUGCCCAUAGCAGGGCGCAUCUUGAGUGCCGCAGGCGAGCGCUUCCACCCUUCAUGUUUUAAGUGUCAUGAUUGUGGCAUCAACCUCGAAUGCGUCGCAUUUUACCCCGAGCCAGACAAGAAGCGAGCCGAGCGCCUGGCUCGUAUCCAACAGCGUCAGCAGGGCCUUGACGUUCAAGUACCUGUAGGUGUAACCGAGGAAGACGUGAGAAGACUGGAGGAACAAGACGGUGACGAGUCUCUGCGAUUCUUCUGCGGACUCGACUUCCACGAAUCUUUCAGCCCGCGCUGCAAGAGUUGUAAAACGCCCAUUGAGGGCGAGGUAGUUGUCGCAUGUGGAGCAGAAUGGCAUGUUGGCCACUUCUUCUGCGCACAGUGUGGUGAUCCUUUCGAUUCAACUACACCUUUCGUGGAAAAGGAGGGAUACGCAUGGUGUGUGGGCUGCCAUACCAACAGAUACAGCGCCAAAUGCCGCAAGUGCAAACGUCCUGUCACCGAGAUUGUUGUCAAGGCUCUGGGCGCCGACUGGCAUGCUGACUGCUUCUGCUGCACUGAAUGUGGUGAUGGCUUUGACGAUGGUAGAUACUUCCUAAGGGGCCACAAUCAAGAUCCCGUGUGUGUAAGAUGUGAAGAGCGGAGACUCAAGGCCUAUUAGUAGGGGAGAGGUUCUGAACGAAAUGACUACGAAACUUACUGCAUUUUCUUGGAAGGUUUUGAUAGCGUUCAUGUUGGAUGGCGUCGUUUAUGGGGUGGAGUUGGGUUGGGUUUAGAUUUUGGCGCAAGCAUCGAGAUAGACGUUUACUUCGAGUACAAAUGUCAAGGUUUACAUCACAGCAC
Aureobasidium pullulans EXF-150 is the source of this 2934-nucleotide messenger RNA. RefSeq lists its product as uncharacterized. The transcript is spliced from 3 exons. The coding region runs from base 38 to 2752 and encodes 904 amino acids. Gene Ontology annotation, molecular function: transcription coregulator activity. The record is from RefSeq and is a predicted model, not a curated record. Gene Ontology annotation, cellular component: nucleus; Z disc. Lineage: Eukaryota; Fungi; Ascomycota; Dothideomycetes; Dothideales; Saccotheciaceae.